GUGCGUGUGCUGCGCUGUGGCCGCCGCUGGGAGGGCAGCGCGGGCGAGCUCGGAAGCCACGACAUGGUCUCAGUGAGCUUUGAGGACGUGGCUGUGCACUUCACCCAGGACGAGUGGGCUUUGCUGGAUCCUUCCCAGAAGAGUCUGUACAGAGAUGUGAUGCUGGAGACCUGCAGGAGCCUCGCUGCGAUAGGAAACAAAUGGGAAGAGGAGACUGUUGAAGACCAUUAUAAAAAUCCCUGGAGAAAUAUGAGAGGUUCCCUGUUAGCUACCCCCUGCGAGAGGACAGAAGAUAAUCAGGUUGAAGAAAGCCUGACAUGGAUAGCAAAUCUUCAUACAAGCAUGACAGUUUUUCCAGGACUAAGACUAUGUGAAUGCAUUGUCUGUGGGAAGGCUUCCAGGAGUCAUGCAUCCUCCGAUAGGCGUGCCACAUCACUCCCUUGUCAUAAGCCACAUGAGCGUGAGGAAUGUGGAGCCAAGCAAUAUGACUGGAACGUUCUCACCAGCUUUCAAAGGUGUAUGGAAGCCCACACUGGGGAUGAGCCUUGUGAAUGUGAGCGACGCUCAAGAUCGUCCUGUUCCCCAAAUUCAUCAGGAGUCGAUCAAGAGGCUCCCAGUGGAAGAACACCCUAUCAAUACAAGGAGUGUGGAAAGACCUCUGUUUAUGCACAUGGAGGAAGCCCCACUAUGGGGAAGUUUUAUGAAUGUAAUAUAUGUGGUAAAGCCUUGAAUUCCUCUACGUCCCUUCAAAGACAUGUAAUAAUUCAUACUGAAAGACUCUAUGAAUGCACCUACUGUGGGAAAGCUUUUAGAUAUCCCAAAUACCUUCGAUUACAUGAAAGGAUUCAUACUGGAGAGAAACCCUAUGAAUGUAAACAGUGUGGGAAAGCCUUUAGAUUUCCUGGUGCCUUGCCAUUACAUGAAAAAAUUCACACUGGAGAAAAGCCCUAUGAAUGUAAACAAUGUGGGAAAGCCUUUAGAUUUCCUGGUUCCUUGCCAUUACAUGAAAAAAUACACACUGGAGAAAAGCCUUAUAAAUGUAAACAAUGUGGGAAAGCCUUUAGGCGUCACUAUCAUCUUCAGUUACAUGAAAAAAUUCAUACUGGAGAGAAACCCUAUGAGUGUCAGCAAUGUGGGAAAGCCUUCAGGCGACAUAGUCAUCUUCAGAGACAUGAACGGACUCAUGCUCGAGAGAAACCCCGUGAGUGUAAAUAACGUGCUCAAGCCUUUACACUUCUUAGUUCUCUUCUGUUACAUGAAGACAUUCAUACUGGAGGAAAAAAAUGCUAUCAGUGUAAACAAUCUUGGAAACCUUGCAUUACAUGAAAUCAGUCUUAUUAGAUUCAAACCCUAUGAAGUAGACAUUUAGAUGUGCUUGUCAUCUUCAGUUUCAUAAAAAAAUUAUACUGGAGAAAGCUGUAUGAGCGUAGACACUGUGGUGGAGCUCUUAGGUAUUACAUUUGACAAUGACAACUCCUGCUGGAAGGACAUUUUCUGAAGGCCACACAUCACAGUGCUGUUUCCAAAGUAUUUAAAUCCUAACCUGGGGUUUCUACCCCACCUUUACUAUGUAAGUUCCCGGAUGAAAGUCACACACACCCUUUAUAUUUAUAAGCCUUGGAGAACACAAGAGCUGGGCAGCCACUACUGUCUAUUGUUGGAAUCUACUCUCCUAUCUAUAAGCCCAAGUUAUUGGGCUUGCCCUUACUGAUUACUGCUUACUGUGUUUCAUCUGGGCUGCUCUUAACUCUAAUUGGCCAGCCUUCAGGGCUACAUUCUCCUGACUCCUAAUCCAUGGUGGUUUCUCCUUCCUCCUGCACUCUUCUUUCUCCUCAUAGUCCCUCUCCAACCCUAAGCCCACAAAACUUAAACCCCACCUAUGUCUCUUUUGCCCAACUAUUAACUGUUAACAUCUUUAUUUACCAAUCAAAAAUAACUUGGAGACAAAGUCACUCUCUUAUCUCUGAGACAACCAAUCAUAAGGGCCCCAAAUUAACAUUAAAAUACAAACAACAUUAGGCCAACCUACUACAGCCUUCUUUGGUUAUGAUAUAACUCAUGUGAGAAAAACUUUAUAAAUAUUAUAUA
Arvicanthis niloticus (Nile rat) is the source of this 2088-nucleotide messenger RNA. RefSeq names its product zinc finger protein 101 (gene Znf101). Gene Ontology annotation, cellular component: nucleus. The record is from RefSeq and is a predicted model, not a curated record. Lineage: Eukaryota; Metazoa; Chordata; Mammalia; Rodentia; Muridae. Gene Ontology annotation, biological process: regulation of transcription by RNA polymerase II. Gene Ontology annotation, molecular function: DNA-binding transcription factor activity, RNA polymerase II-specific; RNA polymerase II cis-regulatory region sequence-specific DNA binding.